Molecule: messenger RNA, 309 nt
Organism: Necator americanus (New World hookworm)
Lineage: Eukaryota; Metazoa; Nematoda; Chromadorea; Rhabditida; Ancylostomatidae
Exons: 1
Coding region: 1-309 (102 amino acids)
Source: RefSeq, a predicted model, not a curated record
AUGUGGAUCUUUUCGAGGCCUCGAACAGGAAUCAGGGUGGACGGACAACCGAUAAAACUCGUCGAUGAGUUCUGUUACCUGGGCUUUACGCUGAAGAGCAAAUGCAGCUACGAGAAAGAUAUUCAGCAAAGAUGCGUCAAGGCCACUUCCACAUUUAACUCCUUAACGAAAUGCCUGUGGUCGAUCCCCAUUACCAACAAAGUCAAGUCGGGAGUCUACUUAUCUGCAACUCGUCCCAUCAUGAUGCACGGAUGGGAAGUUUUGGCAGCAGUAUCUACGGUGAUGGAGAGGCUUGAUUGCACGGAAUGA